CAGCAUUACUGCGACUACUGCGACAUCUUUCUUACCCAUGGCAAUCGAUCAGUGCGGCAUGCUCACAACUCGGGCAGGAAUCAUCUCACCAACGUCAAAGACUACUAUGCCUCAUUGGGUACAGAUGAUAUCCAGACGAUGAUCGACAAGAUCCUCCACGCCAUCGAAAGAGGCCAGCCCAUCCCAGGCAGACCACCCCCGCCGCCAGGUAUGAUGGGCAUGCCAGGUCUCAUGGCUCCCCCGCCGAGUAUGCGACCACCCAUGGGCAUGAACGGCUUCGGCAGCAGCGGACCUCCUGCCGGCUAUGGCGCACCCAUGGCCGGCGGCGGUCCCCCUGCAGGCUACGGUGCCCCUCCCCUCAGCUUCAAUGCCGGUCCGGCCCUGUCGUCUGUCAAUUUGGCUCCGACAAUGCUGCCGCCUGCGAAUGGCUUACCCUCCGAGACAACACCUGGCUCAGGCGUGGGCAUGCAUCCCGAUCGAGCCAGAGCACUAGGUCUGGCUAAGCAGCUUUCUCUCGACGGCCGGCUCAUCCAGUCCUCGCCGACAGACAUGCCGAGAGCGAUCAGCUCAAAGUUCAACACAGCAGCGGCGAGCAUCCAGCCCGUGUCGGCCAGCAAGGGUAAAGGCAAGGCGCGAGACGAUGGUCAUGCCAACGCUAACAAGAACCCUCUCUUCAACACCGCUCAGUUUGGCCAGCACAUCCUCAAGAACCCUUUGGUGGCGCAAGGUAUCGUCGAUAAAGCUUCUCUGCGCAGUACGGACAGCGUGCUCGAGGUGGGGCCCGGCACGGGCAACUUGACAGUGAGGAUACUCCAAGUCUGCAAGCACUGUCUCGCUGUCGAAAUGGACCCACGCAUGGCGGCAGAGCUCACAAAGCGAGUCCAGGGAAAACCGGAACAGCGCAAGCUUGACAUCCUUGUCGGCGACUUUGUCAAAACUGAGCUGCCUUAUUUUGACGUCUGCAUAAGCAAUACGCCCUAUCAGAUCUCGUCGCCCCUAGUCUUCAAGCUACUCGCUCAACGACCCCUCUUUCGCGUGGCCAUCCUCAUGUUCCAGCGUGAGUUUGCCAUGCGCCUCGUCGCAAAGCCUGGCGACGAUCUCUGGAACCGGCUCUCCGCAAAUGUACAGCUCUUUGCAAAGGUGGACCAUAUCAUGAAAGUCGGCAAGAACAACUUCCGACCGCCGCCCAAAGUCGAGUCAUCCGUCGUCCGUAUUGUGCCCAUCGAUCCUCCCCCGCCGAUACGGUUUGAGGAGUUCGACGGCUUGACGAGGAUCAUCUUCGCGAGACGCAACAAGAUCGUCAGAGCCACCUUUCAAGCUAGCGGCGUCAAGGAGAUGCUCGAGUCGAACCACAAAGCCUGGUACAGCCAACAGAACAAGGCAAGCCGCAUGCAUUGCGCUCAACAGCGCUUGCCAAAUGACUUUGACAUCGCGGAGCUAUUAGAGACGAUCCUCAGCGAGAGUGGCUUCGCGCAGACCAGAGGAGCCAAGAUGGGCGUCGAAGACUUUCUCAGCUUGCUCGCAGACUUCCACAGGCACGGGAUACAUUUCGCAUGA
Molecule: messenger RNA, 1557 nt
Organism: Mixia osmundae IAM 14324
Lineage: Eukaryota; Fungi; Basidiomycota; Mixiomycetes; Mixiales; Mixiaceae
Exons: 9
Biological process (GO): rRNA methylation
Cellular component (GO): nucleus; mitochondrial matrix
Molecular function (GO): zinc ion binding; nucleic acid binding; rRNA (adenine-N6,N6-)-dimethyltransferase activity
Source: RefSeq, a predicted model, not a curated record